AUGUCCAAUCAAAGAAAAUUCGCAAAGAACAGACAAGAGAAAGGAGAAGCAGCAAAAAUAAGACACAAUGUUGCUACUGCCUUGAGAGAGAGUGCAAUUCAGAAAAAAGCCCGACCAAAGUUAGUAGAACCUAUAGAUUAUGAAACCUAUGUUGUUAAGAAUAAAGUUUUAUUGCAUAAUGAUCCUCAACGUGAUAUGCUCAACUUUCCUCAUGAUGAUAUUGAGGUUCCUCCACCAACUCCAGCCAGGAAGAUGCGUACAAUACGAUCAACAGUACCUAAAACAGCGUUUAAAGAAGCUACUAGCUUAAUGGUGAAAGAAUGUAUUAAGACCUAUACUGAUAAUUGUCAUAUGAUUAAAUUUAAAUAUCAACAAUAUUCUGGUAGUUAUCAACAGUUACCAAGUGCUAGAAGAUUAGAACCUCUAUCACAACAUGUAUUUGAGAUUGAUACAGAAGAAAUAGAAGACAAAGAUGAUGAUACUAUAAGUCGAGGACUAGAAUCUAUUAUAACUAAGAAAGGAUGGUUAUAUAAAGGUCCUGAUGGAGGCAAAGAAAACAUCAUUAGUUUUACAAGGCAAUUUAAAAGAAGAUAUUUUGUAUUACAACAACAGACAGAUUUGACAUAUAUGUUAGAAUUCUUUAAAGAUAAUAAAAAAUCAGAUGCUAAAGGUGCUAUAUAUCUUGAUUUAGCAGAAUGUGUGGUUAAAAACACUAAAAAAGGAAAGUACUCUUUUGAAAUUCGUAUGUCAGAUCGCCAGCCAUAUUUAUUAGCAGCUGAAAAUGAUAGUGAAAUGGAAGAUUGGAUUAUUGUAUUAAAUCGUGUUAUUAAUGCAGCUGAAACAGCUUCUACAAUCUCUAGCAGUAGUAUCAAAGUCAAACCUGAACCAUUCUUCAUAUCAUUUGCUCUAUAUGAUGCUCAUGAAGGGAAGAAGAUAUCAGAAGAUUUCCCAGUUGAUCCGAAUGAGAAAGAGAUUAUAGAUAUGAUACCAUCAGAAAUAUUACAUGCCUCUGAUAAACUACAUACUGUAGAAGGUAAAAAUACAGCACCUGAUUUAAAUGGUUUAGAUGAAGAAUGGUUAAUGAAGCCAGAUAGACAGGGGUUGUUUUCGGUAGUUAGAAGAUAUGGUGAUAGUAGUGAUGUAUAUUUAGUAGCUAAGAUAGAGAAAGUACUACAAGGCAGUAUAUCACAGGCUGUAGAACCCUAUAUUAAACCACCAGAUUAUAAACAAGGCAGUAAAAUAUAUAAACAGAUGAAACAGUGCUGUUCUCAUAUUGGACAUUAUAAAAUGCCUUUUGCUUGGUCAGCUAAAUCUUUAAGUACUACACACUAUGGUGUCUUAGAAUUACCAAUCUUUAAACAGGAGAGUCAUAAAUUAUCAGAAGCUGAAAUUAUCAAAAAUUUACAAGACUUCAGAAAACCUGAGAAACAAAGUAAAUUACAAGUGAUACCAGGUGUACUGAAAGUUUAUUAUGAACAAGUAAAUGCUGAUGAUGAAAUAACAAAUGUAUUGACAGCAGCUUUGGAUCCUGUUAAACCUUUCCCUGGACCACCAAUGAAACCAUCUAUAGAAAUUGAAGAAUUUAUACCAGAAAGAGCCUCAUUAUGUUCUACAUUUGAUUUCUAUAAGAAUACUCUGUAUGUUUAUCCUAAAAGUCUUAAAUUUGACAGUCAAAAAUCUUUUGCUAAGGCACGUAAUAUAGCUUGUUGUAUUGAAGUUAAAGAUAGUGAUGAUGAUGUAGCUGUUCCAUUAAAGUGUAUUUAUGGUCGACCCGGUACCUCAAUAUUUACAACUGUAGCCAGUACAUCUGUUGUACAUCAUAAUACAACCCCUGAUUUUACUGAAGAGGUUAAGAUAGCUCUACCAACACAACUACAUGAUAAACAUCAUAUAUUAUUUAGAUUUUAUCAUGUUAGUUGUGAAGCAUCUAAAGCUAGUCAUCGUUCUUCUGCUGCUGGAUUAAAGAAGAAAGAUAACAUUGAGUCUCCUGUAGGAUUUGCUUGGUUACCUUUAUUACAAGAAGGAGGAAGAGUAAAUGUUGGAGAGAAAUCACUAGCAGUCUCAAGUUCUUUACCAGCUGGUUAUUUAACACAUGAAUCAUUAGGUCUAGGUAGAGGGACUUCUGGACCAGAUAUUAAAUGGGUAGAUGGUGGUAAACAGAUCCUUAAAAUCAAUGUUAUAUUAGCAUCAACUAUAUAUACACAAGAUCAACAUCUCCACAAUUUCUUCCAACAUUGUCAAAGACUAGAUAAUAGUGCUAGUUUAGCUGUAGAUAUGAAUAGCAUCAACAAAUUAAAAUCGUUAUUAGCAGUAGAAGUGAGUACUUAUGUACAGUUUUUACCUACCCUACUCAAUCAGUUAUUUCAUCUAUUAGCUAAAACUUCUAGUGAUGAUGUAGCAAUUAAUGCUGUAAGAGUAUUAAUACAUGUGAUAUCUGAGGUUCAUGAUGCUGAUAAGUUAGAAUUAUUGGAUAAAUAUGUCAAGUAUAUAUUCCGACCAGAACAAGUAGUAAAAGGAAGUAAACAGAAGACAGUACAUGAAGAAUUGGCUAAGAAUUUAACAUCUAUAUUACGACCAGCCAAUGCUGAUCCUGUUCUCAUUUGUAGAUUUCUAGAACAUUCUGAUUUCUUUUGUGAUGUUUUGAUAAAAGGAAUGACUCAGUUUUUAAUUGAUACUGAUAGAGUCAAGAUGCCAAGAAAUGAAAGGUUUUCAUCCGAUUGUCAGUUUAGAAUACAGAAUUUAUUACAAGCAAUUCAACCACAUAUACUACAGAAAGCUAAUGAGAGACCUAAAGAAACUAAGAGUGCUAAUAAAAGUUUGGCUAAUUUUGUUAAGAACUGCUUUACUCUGAUGGAUAGAGGAUUUGUGUUUAGACUGGUAUCAAAGUACAUAGAGAAUUUUAAUCCAGGUGACCACAGAAUAUUACAUGAAUUCAAGUUUGAAUAUUUACGUAUCAUCUGUAGUCAUGAACAUUUCAUACCAUUAUCUCUACCGCUAAUGAGAAAAGGUUUAGUCAAGAACUUUAAAGAUUUAAAACAUGACUAUACAUUAUCUGAUGAUUAUAGACAAAUACAUUACCUUGUUGGAUUGUUAUUACAUGAAUUAAAGAUGGCUCUCAAUGAACCUAGAGAUAUUAGACGCAGUGCUAUAACUGUUCUUAGAAAUCAAUUGGCAAAACAUUCAUUUGAUGAUAGAUAUGCUACCAAGUCUCAACAAGGUAGAAUAGCAGCCCUGUAUUUACCAUUAGUAACAAUCUUAUUAGACAAUAGACAAAGAUUAAUGAAAGAUGCUGCCAAUCCUUCAAAUGUACCUUCUCAAAAACCUGUACAGAAUGGAGAAAUACCAUCAGUAAAAGUUGAUACAGCACGAAACUCUGUCACUACAUUAACUAAACCUGAGUAUGUUUUAACAGAAACACCCCAGAAUCUGAGUGAAAUGUCAAUGGGUAAACACUUGAAUGGUUCUACAACAUCUUUAGGUAGUAAUGAAUCAGAUAAAACAGUGACAUCAGAUAAAUCUAGUAACAGAAAAAAAUCUGUUGUUCCUUCCCCCUAUGUAUUAAGAUAUGAUAAGUUAGAUAUCACAGAAAUAAAAGAUUUAUUAGUAUCACUAUUAUAUAUACUAAAAUUUUUACCUGAUGAUAUAUUAUUAGGAUGGUGUAAUAAUUCAUCAGAAUCAGACUUGGUAGAUUUCUUUGGCCUUCUCAGAGUUUGUUUACAUCAAUUCAGAUAUCAAGGACCUCCUACUAAUUCUGAUGCUGAAGGAGUAAUGAGAGCUUUACAAGAAGCUAAUAUGGCUACUGAAGUUGGAUUAAUAGUUUUAGAUAUUCUAGCUUUAUUCUCACAAACUUUUAAGAAAGAACUAGAAGCUAGAGAAGGAGACAAUACAUUAAUGAGAACUAUAUUUCAACUACAUUUAUCAUUCUUACAAACCAGUCACUCAGAAGUUCUUCAAAAACAUGUCUUUGGUGCUUGGAGAGCCUUUAUUAAAAAGUUCCAGUCUGUGUUAUUUAAAGGAAGUGCUUCAAUGUGUGGUGAUUUAUGUCUUGCUAUAUUACGAUGCUGUAGUUCUAAAUUAAACUCAACACGACGUGAAGCCUGUUCUCUACUGUAUUUAUUGAUGAGAACUAAUUUCGAAUAUACCAACAAGAAAAACUUUACUAGAGUACAUCUACAGGUGAUAAUAUCUGUAUCACAGUUAAUAGGUGAUAGUGUUGGUUUAAGUACAUCUAGAUUUCAAGAAUCACUAGCUAUUGUCAAUAAUUACGCUAAUAGUGAUAAAGGAAUACAGAAAAGUCCCUUCCAUGUAGAGGUAAAAGAUUUGACCAAACGGAUAAGAACAGUGCUGAUGGCAACAGCUCAGAUGAAAGAAAAUGAGAACGAUCCAGAAUUACUGGUAGACUUACAAUACAGUUUAGCUAAAUCAUACGCCAGUACACCAGAACUACGUAAAACUUGGUUAGAUUCCAUGGCUAAACUACACAAUAGAAAUGGUGACUUCUCAGAGAGUGCUCAUUGUUACAUUCACAUAGCAGCUUUAAUAGCAGAAUAUCUGAAGCGAAGAGGGUGCUAUCCACAAGGCUGUAAGGCAUUUCGAUUUAUAUCACCUAAUAUAUUAGAAGAAGAAACAGGUAUAAAAGAUGAUUCUGGAAUGCAGGAUGUUCAAUAUACUGAUGAUACAUUAGUAGAAUUCCUGGAAGAAGCAGCAGAUUAUUUAAAGAAAGCUAAACGUUAUGAAUUAUUAGGAGAAGUAUAUAAAUUGAUUAUACCUAUAUAUGAGAAAAAGAGAGAUUUCAAUAAAUUAACCAAGAGUUACCAAACUUUAUCAGAAGCCUAUACACAAGUUAUACAGGUCAUGGAAUCUGGAAAGAGACUGUUAGGAUCUUAUUUCCGUGUUGCUUUCUUUGGCCAGGUUUGUGAUUAUGAUUUUAACUCUUCAGAAGAGGCUCAUUUCGAAGAAGAAGAUGGUAAAGAAUAUAUUUAUAAAGAACCUAAUGUUACAUCUUUACCUCAAGUCUGUGAACGUAUUAAAAAGAUCUAUACUGAUAAAUUUGGUAUGAACAGUGUUCAGUUAAUAAAAGACUCAAAGAAGGUUGAUCCUGCUGCAUUAGAUUCUAAAUACUGCCAUAUACAAGUGACCUAUGUAACACCAUAUUUCGAAGAUAAAGAAUUGAUAGAUAGAUUAACAGAUUUUGAGAGAAACAAUAAUAUUAAAAAAUUUAUGUUUGAAACACCCUUUACAAUGAAUGGUAAAGCACAAGGCAAUAUUGAAGAGCAAUACAAAAGAAGAACUAUAUUAUAUACUAGUAAUACGUUUCCCUAUGUUAAGAAACGUAUAGAAGUAUGUAAUCGUAAAGAGAUAGUAUUACAACCUAUAGAAGUAGCUAUAGAUGAGAUGCAGACUAAAGUUCUAGAGAUUAAAGCUGUAGUUAAUUGUACUGUACCAGAUAUCAAACGUUUACAUCUUAAAUUACAAGGCAGUGUUAAUCCUUCCGUAAAUGCUGGUCCAUUAGCAUAUGCUGACAGUUUUCUUACUAGUGAUAAAAAAGGAAAAUAUCCACCAGAAAAAAUUAAUAUUUUAAAAGAUGUCUUCAGGGACUUUGUAAAUACAUGUAAAGAUGCCUUAGAUUUGAAUGCCAAAUUAAUAACCACAGAACAAAAAGAAUACCAUGAACAUCUGAAACUUGGUUUUACUGAUAUUGUUGAUAGAUUAUCAGAACAUUUCGGAGAGAAAGUAAGUAUUGAAAAUAUCAGAUCGGAGAAAGGAAGCUAG
Messenger RNA from Lottia gigantea (owl limpet), 5772 nucleotides. RefSeq lists its product as hypothetical. The transcript is spliced from 48 exons. NCBI's taxonomy places the organism in Eukaryota, Metazoa, Mollusca, Gastropoda, Lottiidae. Gene Ontology annotation, biological process: small GTPase-mediated signal transduction; positive regulation of GTPase activity. The record is from RefSeq and is a predicted model, not a curated record. Bases 1 to 5772 code for a protein of 1923 amino acids. Gene Ontology annotation, molecular function: guanyl-nucleotide exchange factor activity.